AUGGCAUCAUCAUCUCGUACGCCGGUUUAUAUAGCUGCUGCCUUCGCAAUAGGCGCUAUAUGCACAAUCGCAAUCGAUCGUCUUCUUCACGCUGAAGGGGGACUAUGCCGGAGAGAAUAUGUAAACAAGGAUACAAUCAAUGGCCAGCCAAUAGCUCAUGGCCUUGAAUACCCCAAGCCCGCUCAGAAGCCUCAGCCUCCUCCCAUCGUGGACGGUAUAGAAGGGUGCAUUGGAAACACUCCUAUGGUUCGCAUACGUUCUCUGUCAGAGGCGACGGGAUGUGAGAUAUUAGCAAAAGCAGAAUUUUUAAAUGGCGCUGGAGGGAGCCCCAAGGACCGUGUUGCUCUAAGUAUGAUACAAGAGGCUGAAGAGAAAGGCCUCCUUACACCGUUUGUGGGGGAUGCAAUUUAUGAAGGAACAGUUGGGUCUACAGGAAUAUCACUUGCCACUCUGGCAAGAGCAAGAGGAUACCUUGCACAUAUAUGCAUGCCAUCGGACCAAUCGACAGAAAAAUCAAAUCUCCUACUCAAGUUAGGGGCAGUGGUGGACAGGGUGCCGCCAGCUCCCAUUGUCGAAACUAGCCACUUCGUCAACAGAGCUAGAAGUCUGGCACAUUCCCACGGGUCGGGGCAGCCAGCAUCUCGUGAAUCUUCGCCAUUCGAGAAGCCAAAUAUCGAACUAAUGACCUCCGAAGCCGCUGCUAAACAGAGCCGGGGUUUCUUCGCCGACCAAUUUGAAAACGUUGCUAAUUGGCAGGCCCAUUAUCGGACGACAGGGCCAGAAAUAUAUGCACAGUGCGAGGGUAAAUUAGAUGCGUUUGUUGCCGGUGCUGGAACUGGAGGUACCAUUUCUGGUGUUGCACGAUACCUAAAACCUCUGGUUUCGAAUAUGACUGUUGUUCUUGCCGACCCCCAAGGGAGCGGACUGUAUAACCGAGUCCGUUACGGCGUUAUGUUUGACACGAAAGAAAGGGAAGGAACAAGAAGGAGACAACAAGUUGACUCUAUUGUGGAGGGCAUAGGGAUUAACCGGGUCACCGCGAAUUUUGAAGCGGGUCGGGAGUUAGUGGACGAUGCCGUCAGGGUUACUGAUGCACAAGCUAUCGCCAUGGCACGCUGGCUAGUUGAAAAGGAUGGUAUAUUUAUUGGCAGCAGCAGUGCUGUGAACUGUUUUGCUGCUGUCAGGACAGCCCUAAAGCUGGGCCCAGGUCAUCGAAUUGUGACAAUCCUUUGCGAUUCCGGUACAAGGCAUCUGUCAAAGUUUUGGGCUGAGGCGGGGAAUGUUGGAGGGGCCAUCGGCACCAGGCUUGAAGAUGUCCUCAAUGCUAGGGAGUGA
Messenger RNA from Microsporum canis CBS 113480, 1335 nucleotides. RefSeq names its product cysteine synthase 2. Gene Ontology annotation, cellular component: cytoplasm. The record is from RefSeq and is a predicted model, not a curated record. Bases 1 to 1335 code for a protein of 444 amino acids. The transcript has 5 exons. Gene Ontology annotation, molecular function: cysteine synthase activity. Lineage: Eukaryota; Fungi; Ascomycota; Eurotiomycetes; Onygenales; Arthrodermataceae.